AUAAUUCAUAAUGACAACUUGCUGAAAGUGCGCUAUGACGAGAUAGAAAUAAUGUAAACAUGUUUGAGUGGAUGGAUGUUUUGUUUUUGUUGAAUAUGAUUACUGUUCUUUGGGAGUGAUAUCAGUGUCACACGAACUGAUUUUCUCUUUCAGGAAAGACUCCAUUUUGCUCAUUUUCAGACUGGAGCUUAAAUUGUAACUUUUUAUUUUUUAAAUAAAUGUGUUGUUCUGGAAUUUGAUAGUUAAUCUUUUCUGUUGACAGGUGAAAGAUCAUGGGUAAGUCCAAACAGGUAGGAAACCACAAAAAGAAGAGUGUUGCCAAGAUCUGGAAGACCAAGCGCAGGACAAAGGACAUUGACCAGAUCCAUGCAGACAUGAUCCCUGCAAAUGCUGCCAAGUUACUAAAGCAAGAUGUCGAUUAUGAUGUUACAGGCAGUGCCCAGCAUUACUGUCUGCACUGCUCGAGAUAUUUUGUUGAUUUGAAAACCAUGAAAGAGCAUUUCAAGACCAAAGUUCAUAAAAAACGAUUGAAGAAGCUGAGGGAAGAGCCAUAUACACAGGCUGAGGCAGAUCGGGCAGCAGGAAUGGGCUCUUACAUCCCACCCAAAACCAACAUAGAGGUUCACACACAGCAGGUCGAAGAGGAUAUGAACUGAAAGAUGACUUCUUUCUAUCUAUCUAUGGACUCUUCUGAGUAAAACCAUUAGGUCUGGACUCAGACCAACAAUUUAACCUCUUUCAGAGCUGAAAUUAACUUAUGGAGAUGGAAAAACUUCAUUUAACUACAUUUAAACCUCUCUCUAUAUAUAUAGACUAUAUAUAUAUAUAUAUAUAUAUAUAUAUAAUAUAGACUAUAUAUAUAUAUCUGUGUGUGUGUGUGUGUGUGUCAGUUAUAUUACAAGUUAAGGAAGAAACAAGUUCAAAUAAGUUGAUAUUUUUGAAUAUUCAUUGACAAUUCUCUGUAAAUUUAGACCCUGUUUGAUUUUGGAGAAGUCCUGGAACAGCUGACUACUUUCAUACACUGUUGUGAAAUCAAGUUGUUAAAGUCGGCUUAAAAAAAGCAACCUUCUGGGACUGUAAGCCUCACUAUGUUUACUAUGUAUAUAUACUAAUUAAAUGUGCCUAAAGAGAGCUGAAAUAAAAUGAUAAAACCAUUAA
Messenger RNA from Megalobrama amblycephala (Wuchang bream), 1158 nucleotides. RefSeq names its product zinc finger protein 593 (gene znf593). Gene Ontology annotation, molecular function: nucleic acid binding; zinc ion binding. NCBI's taxonomy places the organism in Eukaryota, Metazoa, Chordata, Actinopteri, Cypriniformes, Xenocyprididae. The record is from RefSeq and is a predicted model, not a curated record. The coding region runs from base 273 to 656 and encodes 127 amino acids. The transcript has 4 exons.